AUGUGGACAGUUCCGAAACCAAAGUAUAGAAGAGGUUCGUGCGACGAGGGGGAGAUUGCUGUCAACAUUGGCGGAGUCCGGGUGGAGCUUUUCGGGGAUGUUUUAAACCGCUACCCGGAGAGCAGACUGGCGGAGUUGUUGAACUGCUCCACCCAAGAUCACGAAGUCAUAUCGUCGCUUUGUGAUGACUUUGAUCCGGGCAGAAAGGAGUUUUACUUCGACCGAGAUCCCGAUGCCUUCAAGUGCAUCAUCGACGUUUACUACUUCGACGAAAUCCACAUCAAACCCGGCAUCUGCCCCAUCUGCUUCAUCAAGGAGAUGGAGUUCUGGAAAAUAGACCAAUGCGUUUUGGAUGAAUGUUGUAAAAGUUACCUCAGCGAGAAGGAGGAGGAGCUGACAGAGAUCGCAAACAAAGUCAAAGUGAUUCUGGAGGACCUGGAGGUGGAUCGGUGCAUUACGCGCACCCAGCGGUGCCAGAGGUUUUUAUGGAGACUGAUGGAGAAACCGGGGUCCUCUCUGCCGGCGCGCGUCAUUGCCAUCAUAUCCUUCCUGUCUGUCCUGGUCUCGGCGUUGGUAAUGUGCAUAGGCACCAUCCCGGAGCUCCAGGUGAAGAAUGCUGACGACAAACUGGUGGAGCACCCGACCCUGGAGGGGAUCGACACCGCCUGCAUGUUAUGGUUCACCGCGGAGUACUUGCUGCGUCUCGCCUCCUCUCCGAACAAGCUGCACUUCACGCUCUCCUUCAUGAACGUCAUAGACUUUUUGGCCAUCAUGCCUUUCUACGUGGUCCUGACCCUCACCUCCCUUGGCACCGCGUCCAUGAUGGAGCUGGCUAACGUCCAACAGGCGGUGCAGGCGUUGCGCAUCAUGCGUAUCGCGCGUAUUUUCAAGCUGGCGCGCCACUCCUCCGGGCUGCAGACUCUGACCUACGCGCUCAAGAGUAGCCUGAAGGAGCUGGGGCUGCUCCUCAUGUACAUGGGGGUGGGCAUCUUUGUGUUUUCAGCGCUGGCCUACACCAUGGAGCAAAGCCACCCGGAGACGCUUUUCAGCAGCAUCCCGCAGUCUUUCUGGUGGGCCAUCAUCACCAUGACCACGGUGGGCUACGGAGACAUCUACCCCAAAACCACGCUGGGCAGGUGCAACGCAGCCGUGAGCUUUCUAUGUGGAGUCAUAGCCAUCGCCUUGCCCAUCCACCCCAUCAUCAAUAACUUUGUGGUGGUUUACAAUAAGCAGAAGGUGUUGGAGACUGCAGCGAAGCACGAGGUGGAGCUGAUGGAGCUGAAGAAUGGCAGGGGCGUGCGCAGAAAAAGCAGUAAUUAGUGGUUCCCAAACUUUUUUCCCCAAGGGGGCCCGUUUUCCAUCGUUAGGUAAACUGAUGACCACUGACUAAGUGACAUAUACAAUGGAUAUUUCAUGAUAUAUUUAACAACAUUGCAGAAUAAGGAUAGAAUGUAGAGUUAGUACAAAUAAUGAAACUAAAACUGCAGGAAGUUUUAGAUUUUGAGAA
Messenger RNA from Trematomus bernacchii (emerald rockcod), 1507 nucleotides. RefSeq names its product potassium voltage-gated channel, subfamily F, member 1b (gene kcnf1b). NCBI's taxonomy places the organism in Eukaryota, Metazoa, Chordata, Actinopteri, Perciformes, Nototheniidae. Gene Ontology annotation, molecular function: protein binding; voltage-gated potassium channel activity. Gene Ontology annotation, cellular component: membrane; voltage-gated potassium channel complex. Gene Ontology annotation, biological process: potassium ion transmembrane transport; protein homooligomerization. The coding region runs from base 1 to 1320 and encodes 439 amino acids. The record is from RefSeq and is a predicted model, not a curated record. The transcript has a single exon.